Molecule: messenger RNA, 3011 nt
Organism: Phlebotomus argentipes
Lineage: Eukaryota; Metazoa; Arthropoda; Insecta; Diptera; Psychodidae
Gene: Kap3
Product: kinesin-associated protein 3
Exons: 6
Coding region: 66-2786 (906 amino acids)
Biological process (GO): microtubule-based movement; cilium organization
Cellular component (GO): ciliary transition zone; axoneme; kinesin II complex
Molecular function (GO): kinesin binding
Source: RefSeq, a predicted model, not a curated record
UCAGUGUCAAAGAUGGCUCCGUGAAGAAAAAAGUGUGAAAAAUCGAAGUGGAAUUGAUUUUGUGUAUGUUAUCACUUGUUUUCCAAUUGAUUGCGGGUCUGAUACUGUUGCUAUUCUGUGUACACUACAUUUACUACAUCCUCGCCUUCCUCAUCACCGAUGAUAUGCAGUCUGAGGAUGCCAAGUACAUAAAAAAACGCUGGAAGGGUGGCACCAUCGAGCCCCAUCCCACGGAGAAGGCCAUUAUUGUGCACUACAAGCUCGAGGCGGCGGUGUUUGGGGAGCCCGGAGACCCCAUGCUGGAGGAGAAGAAGGAUUGCCAGCGCGUGAUCCGCCUGAAGAACCUCAGCGGCAAGACCGAUCCGGCCACGUUGGCCAGGGAAGUGGUGGAGAAGUGCGAUCUCAUCCACAAUUCGCAGCUCUCGGACGUGGAGCAGAUCAUUUACUACCUGAAGAACCGUCGGGACAACGUCGGCAGCGAGAUGGACAACCAGAGGGCUCAGUCGCGGACAACGAGUGAGAAGGUCCCGAUGGUGUCGUCGACGGAGUUGGAGAAGGCGUCAAUUCGUGUGAUCGACACGUACGUUGAACUGCUUUACGAUGAACUGCCGGACAAGAUCCGGGGAUCGGCGCUGAUUCUGCAGUUGGCGCGCAAUCCGGACAAUUUGGAGGAGUUGGAGAAGAAUGAGGCAGUUCUGUGUGCACUCUCGCGUGUCCUUCGCGAGGACUGGCGAAAGAGUCUCGACCUCUCCACGAAUAUCGUGUACAUCUUCUUCUGCUUCUCAACGUACACGCACUUUCAUCCGGUGAUUGUGAAUCACAAGAUUGGAUCGCUGUGCAUGGAUGUGAUUGACUAUGAGCUGAAGCGAUAUGAGCAGAUGAAGAAUGACGUGGAGAUGAGGAAGAGUAACGAUGGGAAGGCGGAGAAGCAGGUGGUGGCGCAGCAGAGCACAGAAUCGGCCGACAACAUUGAUCUGAUGAAUGAGGAGCGUCCGAAGGACAUGGAGCCGCCGAGAAGGCGAAUUCCGGAGCUGAAGCAGCGUCCAAAGUCUGGCAACUGGUCGAGUUUCCACGGAUCGCUGUCCUCAGUGAAUCCACUGGUAAGGUCUCGUGGGAUGAACAACAGCUACCACGAAUUCCUCAGCAAUGAGGUGGAGUGCGGCGUGAAGGCGGAGAAGGAUGCCAAGGUGCAGAAGGAGGAGCUGGAGAGGCUGAGCAAGCAGCUGAGGAUCUUCGCGAAGAAGCAGGAGCAACUGCUGCGCGUGGCCUUCUAUUUGCUGCUCAAUAUUGCGGAGAAUGUGAAGUUGGAGGAGAAGAUACGCAAGAAGAUGAUCAUCAGGAUGCUGGUGAAGGUGCUCGAUCGGCAGAACAUCGAUCUGCUCAUUCUCGUGGUGACAUUCCUCAAGAAGUUGUCCAUUGUGAAGGACAACAAGGAUGAGAUGUACGAGCUGAAUGUGGUGGAGAAACUGCCACGACUUCUGCAGAGUUCGCAUCCGGAUCUCAUUCAAGUCACGCUCAAGUUGAUCUUCAAUCUGUCGUUUGACGGCGCUUUGCGGGGGAAGAUGAUCCGUGUGGGAUUUCUGCCCAAACUUGUGACUUUCCUCAGUGACGAUAAGCAUCACGACAUCGUCCUCAAGAUUCUCUACCACAUGAGCAUGGAUGACAAGGUGAAGUCAAUGUUCACGUACACAGAUUGUGUGCCUCUAAUCACGGACAUGCUGCUGCUGAAUCUCAAUCAGAAGUGCGACAUGGAUUUGAUCGCGCUCGCCAUCAAUUUGGCGCUGAACAAGCGCAAUGCGCAGCUCAUGAUUGAGAACAAUCGGCUGCACAAUUUGAUGGUGAGAGCGUUCAAGUAUCAGGACUCGCUACUCAUGAAGAUGAUCCGUAAUAUUUCCCACCAUGAAAAUCUGCGCAUCCACUUUGUGGACUUUGUGGGCGAUCUGGCGAAGAUCCUCACGGAGUGCGAAGAGGAGGCUUUUGUGGUGGAAUGCCUGGGCAUUCUGGGCAAUCUGGCGCUGCCUGAUCUCGAUUACUCGCAGAUUCUGCACAACUUCAAUCUCAUUCAGUGGAUCAGACAAGUGUUGGUGCCGGGAAAGAUGCAGGACGACAUUGUCUUGGACACCAUCGUCUUCCUGGGCACGUGCGCGUGCGACGAGUCGUGUGCGAUGCUGCUGUGCAAGGCGGAUGUCAUCCUGUCGCUGAUUGAGCUGCUGAAGGCGAAGCAGGAGGACGAUGAGAUCGUGCUGCAGAUUGUCUUCGUGUUCCAGCAAAUUCUGCGAAAUGAGAGCACCAGAAACUACAUGAUCAGAGAGACAGAAUCGCCGGCCUACUUGAUUGAUCUGAUGCACGACAAGAAUACGGAGAUCAGGAAGGUCUGCGAUCACUGCCUGGACAUCAUAGCCUUCAGUGACUCGGACUGGGCGUCGAGGAUCAAGCUGGAGAAGUUCCGGAAUCACAACGCUCAGUGGCUGACAAUGGUGGAGACGCAGCAGGAUCACGAGGAGAGUCAGGAUUUUGGGAAUGUGGACGACGUGGAUCUGCAGUCCUUCAUACCUUCGGAGUAUCUCGAGCAGUGUCGCCUGUAUCAGUCUGGCGAGUCCAACGAUGACUCGGAGAGCAAUUAUCGUGCCGCCUCGGCGCUCUCCAACUACAGCCGGCCGCUGAGCAGUCACGACGAGGACUUCGAUGCGGCCAAGGGCAGAGAGGACGAUGCCAAGUUCCCGCAGGACACCAGCAUGAAGGAGCUGGAACUGGAUGGCGAGGAGGAGCCGCUGCUGCUUGCCUGAAUGCGCGCUGAGUUUGAGUUUCUGCCAAUUGAGCGCAAUUUUUCACUUUCUAGUCCUUGUGUUGUGAUAUUGAUACUUUGUCGAUACAAUUUAGUUGGUAGUGAUUUACCUUUUUUGUUACAGCAAGUUUAACUUUAUUUUGUUAUUAAUUUUUUCUACUAUACCGCAAUUGAUGCUUGUCUAAUGUGAAACAAUUAUCGGAGUAAUAAAAGUAAUACAUUUAAC